CAGAGAAAGCCAGCAUGCCGCCUCGCAGAAAAGCCGGGUCGAGCGACCACCUCGAUGGCGGCGGCCCAGAGUCGUCGCCAGAUCCGCUCGCCGCCUCCCUCAACGAAAACACAGCGCAUGCACGACGCAGGGCACCGCGUGCGGCCAAGCAGCCUCUUGUCUCGAGCCCGCCGAGCAGGCAGAACCGCAGGUCGAGCAUUACGCAGACGGCCGAAUUCGACUCGCCCUCGAAAUCGAUGGUGUUGAACACCGGCCGGCCCGGCGGUGUGAGUCCCUGGCGCAUCCGAGUGACGGUGGAGGCAGCGCCGGGCAGCGACGAGGAGAACAUGGAGUCGCCGACGGUGAAGCGCGUCACGCGGACGAAGACCACCACGGUGCCAUUGAAGGACGCCGACGCGCCGUCGCCCGUCAAACGCCGCGGACGACCGAGGAAGUCAGAUGCGGCCGGCGCAAAACCCAGGCGAAGUGGCACCCCAGUCCGAGCCAGAGCGAAAGCGAGCGCGCGAAGUUCCAGCGUGGGAGCUGAUGCGAGCGCUGCGGACGUGGAUACCGACACAGCGCCCAAGAAGCGGAGAGGACGUCCGCGAAAGCACUUUCGGGCACCAACAGAAGAAGGGGACACGAUAACCGUCGGGGUGCAGCACACGCAAGAUGCUCUCAGUGCUGGUUCCGCUUCAGUAGCAACAGAAGAGCCCGAGGCAGCCCUAGACGAGGCCGAGGGUGCCAAUAUUCAAGACGACAUUGCCACACCAGAACCGGAAACGCAGACGACCGUCCCCGUUAUCGAGACUACCUUGGCCAUUCCCCAAGAUCCGCGAGUAAAGGCAGCCGAAGACCCGCUUCUCGACGGAACCUCACUCAUGCCACCGAUCGACAAGAGGCCGGACACUCUGAGAGAAAUUGAAAUGCCCAUUACCUUCACUCCGCCACAGACCGAACUUUCGAAAAGGAUUCGCGCACGUAAAGGCACUCCCGCCGCGAAAGGAAAGCCCUUGGCUGAAAUAUCUUCCGAUGAGGAGUCAGACGAAGAAAGCGGGAUGCGCACGCCGUCUGCAACCGACGAGGAGGCUCAGCGGGAAGAAUUUGAGCCUGUUCAAAUGCCAGAGAUGGAGGACGACGAUGAUGAGGAUCAGCUGCAGGAUGUGACCAACUUUGCCUUCGAUGAGGGCGCAACUCGGAUGCCUGAUGAUACAACCAUCCUUGAGAGCGAGAACUUUAGCAUGGUGUCGGUCGACUCGCUCCCUAGCAGCGGCGGCUUGACGAGUCCACCAAAUGCGUAUCAAGCCAACACACCAACAGUACAAAACACGGGAUCAACACUAGAGAACCGACACCUCAGAAUCCCGCCCUCCGACAGACGCCAAAUGCGAAGCAGCCCUCGCGCUAUCGCAAAAUCAUCCCCUGGACCGUCGCGUAAAGUGCCGCUCGCCGCUCAGUUCAAAUCCUCCCCACCAGUCGCUCCUCCAAGACAUAAAACACCAACAAUCGACCCAGAGCCGCCCUCGAACCCACCGCCCAUCCAACCGACACACUUGCCAUCCAAAACUGAGACUCCAAAACUCGGACGGGUGGUCAAAGCAGGAGUUGCACUCCAGGGCGUUGUUGACCCGAAUCGCGCUACGCCAGAAACGGCACCCUCACAAAGGGCUAGGGUUGAACAACGUGACCGGCUUGACGACCUCUUCCGAGGCUUCAGCGAGCGCACGCGGAGAGAGCUACAGGCGGGAUUGCGACUUGGGGAACAGCUGGCACAGCAGAAUCAGACAAGCAACCAGUCCUCACCUUCUCUAUCUAGCCCCAUUAAGGCCAAAGGACCACCUGCCCCGACGGAUGACAUCUUUGCGCCCCAGCGGAAACAUCGCAACUCACGACUGCUCAGUCCAGAGGAUGAGUACGCCAUUCCGUCCCCUCCGCCAGCUGCUCAGCCAGCUGACGUCCAGUAUCCAUCACUGAAUAUCGCCGAUCAAGAGUCGCACCUCAUCAGUCCCGCUAGGAGCGAAGACGAGAUGAGCUGGAAGGUUGAUACGCCUCCGACACGAGCGAGCGGUGCUGCCGGACGACGAAACAUGACUGCGGUCAACGAGCGGGGCGAAGUCAUACGUGGAAGGGAGAUAUCCGUGAUCGCGGAUGAAGAUGGGCCGGGCCAGAAGGAGGAGUACGCCGAUAUAUGGCAAGAAGAGGCUAGCCGGUCGUCAGACUUGCCUGAAGCCGAUAGUGCCUCGCCAGAGAAGAGUCCUCAACUUCAGGAUUUGUUUGCUCAAGACGGACCGAUCAAGCCAGCUCGGGGCAAGCUGCCUCGGACGUGGCGACGCAAGAGCUCCAGUGAUUUCCAAUACAGUGACGAAGCUGAAGAGCCUCAAGAGCCAACGCCGCCGUCGACAGAGUCAGACGAACCCUCCCGAGAGAAAGUGGACAAGGCCAAGGGCAGGAUGGUUGAGUCUGCCAUACCCGAGGAAGAAGACAAAGAAUAUGACGACAUGAGCGAGGCAUCUGAUGAUACUGGAAUGUUCUUUCAUUCCAAUUUGCCAAGUUUGUUUAAUAAGAAGCGAUCAGCUGAGCUGAGGAGGAAGAAGACCGAGAAGUUGGACCUCUCGCUGCUGAUGAACGAAGGCGAGAGCCUCCUUCCAGAAUCAUCUCCUCCCGUACCUGCCUCAAAGAUUCCCGCCACUAACAAGCCGAAUCCCUUCUUGAAUACGCCGCCACGUUUCCCAACAUUGCGAUCCUCACCCGCAAAGAGCAGUCCUCUGCGACAAGAGAUCCGGGCCUCAGACACCUCUUCGGAGUCGAUCCAGCAACGCGCAGACGAAUCGACGCUUCCACUUACGCCGAGCUCUCCUUUCCACACCCAAGUCGACGGUGAUACAGUUCUUUCUACAGCGUCAGACCAGCGGCAGCUGCUGGAGGAAAUGAGGGCUCCCACGGACUCCAGCUUCCGGCGUAUUCGGAACGAGGCGGACGACUACCUUGACGCCUAUGAGCCACAAGAGCGCACGCUGCACGAAAUCGAAGAGGUGACCGAACCGAGCAGGAGCUGGAACAAGGCAACCACCAUGAUGCCGUCAAGCCCGCCAGCAAUCAAGCAGACGUUCGAGGAGAGUAUGCUGAAGCCGAAGCGCACAUACGCUCCGCUUUUCGGCAGCGAAACCACGUUUACUGAAUCCCCUCGAUCUGCACCACUGAAGGCGGCGAAGGCACCGUUGUCCGCUCUGAAGCCUCCCGCAAGGCCUGUCAUUGCCGUUGCGCCACCCACCGAAGAGCCUGCUCCACCCUCCUCAGGCAUCUUCAGCCGUCUCACCUCGACUCUGUGGAGCGCUUUGGGGAAUGCUCCGCCACCCACCCACCCCAUCCUCGCGAAAUUCGACCCUAUUCCCAAAGUCGAGCCCUGGACCAAAACACACUACAAGACUCUCGACGCGCUCUUCCAGCUCCACAAAAACAAGCCAUCCCUAUUCAGUCCCAGCUCCUCAUCUAGCACAAGCAACACUAACAACGCCCUUCUGUCGAACUUCCUGCGCACAUCCAAGCGCCCCUACGUCGGCGCGCGCUACUCCGUCUGGGGCUACAGCGUCACUCUGGAUGAGGCGCUCGUCGUGCUUUGCGCGGUAUACAUGCAGUUGCUUACGCUGAAGGAUGUGUUUGAGUAUGAGGAGAGGACAGGGAAGAAUAUCCAAAUGGGUGAUUGUGGGCCGGGGGUUAGCGGUGAGAUGAUUACAGAGGAGGAGGUGGUGCGGAGGCUGGCGAGUGUGGUCAUGGGUGAGGAUCUGAGGAGGGAUGAGAAGAGAGGGAAGGUGAUUGUGAGGCGGGGUGGGAUGAGUGUUGAAUGGCCGGAGUAAGUGGCCGUCAUUGUUUGAUAAUGGCUGGGUGCUGGAGUCCGGGUUUGCUAUGUCGGUGUUGAUAUUUUUGGAGUUUUGGCCCCGGAUACAGGUGUAUGAUUAUGAUACCUCAUUGUCUUAUCUCGGUAGUCUAGCUUUGCUUCCAUC
This is a messenger RNA of Trematosphaeria pertusa, 3980 nucleotides long. RefSeq lists its product as uncharacterized. Lineage: Eukaryota; Fungi; Ascomycota; Dothideomycetes; Pleosporales; Trematosphaeriaceae. The record is from RefSeq and is a predicted model, not a curated record. The transcript has a single exon. Gene Ontology annotation, molecular function: DNA binding. Bases 15 to 3833 code for a protein of 1272 amino acids.